This is a messenger RNA of Lynx canadensis (Canada lynx), 651 nucleotides long. Its product is annotated as 60S acidic ribosomal protein P1-like. Gene Ontology annotation, cellular component: cytosolic large ribosomal subunit; ribosome. Gene Ontology annotation, biological process: translational elongation; cytoplasmic translation. Gene Ontology annotation, molecular function: structural constituent of ribosome; ribonucleoprotein complex binding; protein kinase activator activity. The record is from RefSeq and is a predicted model, not a curated record. NCBI's taxonomy places the organism in Eukaryota, Metazoa, Chordata, Mammalia, Carnivora, Felidae.
AUGGCCUCCCUCUCGGAGCUCACCUGCACCUACUUGACCCUCAUCGUGCAUGGCUGUGAGGUGAUGGUCACAGAGGCCAAGAUCAAUGCCCUCAUUAAGGCAGCAGGUGUAAAUGUUGAACCUUUCUGGCCAGGCUUGCUUGCAAAGGCCCUGGCCAGUAUCAACACUGGCCUCAUCCUCAAUGUAGGGGCUGGUCGACCUGCCCCAGCAGCUGAUGCUGCACCAGCAAAAGGUCCUGCUCCUUCCACCAGGGCUGCCCCGCCGCCACCUGAGAAGAAAGUGGAAGCAAAGAAAGAAGAAUCAGAGGAGUCUGAUGAUGACAUAUGCUUUGGUUUCUCUGACCAAGCCUCUUCUGUGGAAAGCUCUCAGUUUUUCCCCAUUGAGGAAGAUAUUAGUGUUGGUUCCUUUAUAUAUCGCUUUUAUGAUCUUGAGAACAAGAGAGAAGGUCAAGCAGAUAUUGGCCUUUUUGGGGGAAUGUUCAGUGCAGACCAACUCGGUAGUGGACAUGCAGCGGGUGUUCAAGAAGCUCAGGUUCCUGAGGGAAUAAUUCAUUACAGUGUGGAAGGCACGACUGACUGUUACUAUGAGUGUGUUUCCCAGGAGAGUUGUCAGGUAAAUAACCAAGAAGACCAGGAAGAACACGCCCUGUAG